AUGGCUCGCUGGGUGGUCUGUGGUUUUCGGCAGCGUGCUGGAGUCGACCUCACCGAGACGCUCAAGCAAGCACCUCGCGCCUGGUACCAGCGUAUCGCCGGGUUCCUUCAGACACUGGGCUUCAGCGUCACUCGCUCGGAUGCCUCGUUGUUCGUCUAUCACCGCGGCGACACGACUGCAUAUUUGCUCCUCUAUGUCGACGACAUCAUCCUGACGGCCUCCUCCGCAGCCCUUCUUCAGCAGAUUACUCUCCUGCUGUGUGAUGAGUUUGCCAUCAAGGACCUGGGCGCUCUACAUUAUUUCCUUGGCAUUGAGGUUGUUCGGCGACUCGACGGCUUCUUUCUUCAUCAGCAGAAGUAUGCGCACGAGCUACUUGAGCGUGUCGGCAUGCUCAACUGUCACCCAGUUGCUACUCCUGUUGACACGAAGGCCAAGGUUUCUGGUCUCGAGGGCUCUCCCGCAUCGGAUGCCCCGUUCUACCGGUCCAUUGUUGGUGCUCUUCAGUAUCUGGCUCUCACCCGGCCGGAUUUACAGUAUGCUGUUCACCAGGUGUGUCUGCAUAUGCACGCCCCUCGUGACUCCCAUUGGACCCUCGUGAAGCGGAUUCUCCGUUACAUCCGCGGCACGAUGGCUCUUGGGCUUACUCUCACGGCGUCCACUUCUCUGGAGAUGGUAGCCUACUCCGACGCGGACUGGGCCGGCUGCCCCGACAUCCGUCGGCCCACCUCUGGAUACUGCGUUUACCUCGGUCUUUCACUCGUCUCGUGGUCGUCCAAGUGA
This is a messenger RNA of Aegilops tauschii subsp. strangulata, 780 nucleotides long. The record is from RefSeq and is a predicted model, not a curated record. Lineage: Eukaryota; Viridiplantae; Streptophyta; Magnoliopsida; Poales; Poaceae.